CGCUUCAUUUCCGAGCCAGAGAGUGCAUCUGACCUGUGAACGGGAACAUGCUUCACUGUUGAGUCUGCUGGUUCACCUGUUCAACCUGCACCUGUUUCUAGAAUAACAACCACGCUACAGCUCAACAGUCCUCUCGCCAUGGCUCUGGCUGGAGUGAGGGUUAUCGAGCUGGCGGGUUUAGCUCCGGCACCGUUCUGCGGUAUGAUCCUGGCGGACUUUGGAGCCAAGGUGAUCCGCGUGGACCGGACAAAGGUGGCCAUGUCUUUGGACACACAAGGACGGGGGAAACAAUCUGUGGCCCUCAACCUGAAGUCAUCAGAGGGCGUCGCUGUGCUCAGGAAACUCUGUGUCCAGUCUGAUGUGGUCCUUGAGCCCUACCGUAAAGGUGUGAUGGAGAAGCUGGGCCUCGGCCCACUUGAGCUCUUAAAGGAGAAUCCCCGUCUGAUCUACGCUCGGCUGACGGGGUACGGCCAGAGUGGAUCUUAUGCCAAUACUGCUGGACAUGACAUCAACUAUCUCGCCAUGUCAGAUAGUCACCAAAACAACACAAACUCCUUCCCUGACAUAUUCCCUUCUACUCUUCACAUGUCAGAGUAUCUGUGGUGUGUCCCAUCACAAUGAGAGAAGAGAGAGAGA
Labrus bergylta (ballan wrasse) is the source of this 636-nucleotide messenger RNA. The record is from RefSeq and is a predicted model, not a curated record. Lineage: Eukaryota; Metazoa; Chordata; Actinopteri; Labriformes; Labridae.